AGCCCAAUUGGUUGCACAUUCGUUCAUUUGGGACAAUAAGCCAAAAUGAAAAUUACAUCAAGGACCAUCCUAGCUGUGAUGUUUCUCUCAUGCUGCCUACAGUCAACCUACGCACAGUCACCGGCACUGACGGAAUUUAUGAGCUACUUUAUAGGACUGGAGAAGAACAAACCGAUCGACUGGCAAACCACUCUGUACUUCCUCUUUACUGGUCAACUCGACCCGAAAUGUUACAACCAAGCCUAUACUGUGCACAAUGACACUAUACUGGCCAAGUCGUACGCUGGAAUUAUGGUGGACAGUACAGGAAAACUGACCCCAUCAGGGCUGUUCCAAGGCAACUGGCAGGAACUAGGCGACUACAGGGAAUGUACAGUAGAUGCUAAAAAUGCCUGGGACAGGCCUGAAGACAUUGAACCCAUGUACUGCCUGGUGCUGUGGGGAGGGAUACCAGCGGAGCUUUCAGCCUACACCCCGUACUACACACAGGGCGUUUGUGUUCCCAAAUCCUGCAGUGACCGUGCGGUAGGAAAUCUAACAUGGACAGGAUGA
This is a messenger RNA of Branchiostoma floridae (Florida lancelet), 552 nucleotides long. RefSeq lists its product as uncharacterized. Bases 46 to 552 code for a protein of 168 amino acids. The transcript is spliced from 4 exons. The record is from RefSeq and is a predicted model, not a curated record. Lineage: Eukaryota; Metazoa; Chordata; Leptocardii; Amphioxiformes; Branchiostomatidae.